Molecule: messenger RNA, 1575 nt
Organism: Monopterus albus (swamp eel)
Lineage: Eukaryota; Metazoa; Chordata; Actinopteri; Synbranchiformes; Synbranchidae
Gene: gpr3
Product: G protein-coupled receptor 3
Exons: 2
Coding region: 258-1244 (328 amino acids)
Biological process (GO): G protein-coupled receptor signaling pathway
Cellular component (GO): membrane
Molecular function (GO): G protein-coupled receptor activity
Source: RefSeq, a predicted model, not a curated record
UCCCAUAUACGCUCCGGACACACUGAAUUAGAAGAGCAGAUGCAAAGAGUUUGGCACAACUCUGAUGAAGACCGGCGUACAGAGCAGUGCCAUACACAAGAUCUGCCGUCUUUAGCUAAACUGUUGCCGAUCAUCACAGAGGACAGCACUGCCUCAUCUCUCACUUUGUUUGGAUCUUAUAAAACAAGACACCUGUUUAAAACCUGCAAAGGAGCCACUGAAUCGUGCUAAUAAGGUUGUGUGACUGCUGACCAACCAUGAAUGUCUCUGAUGUGGGUGGGGACGAGUCCUUAGGUGCAGACCCCUUCUUCCCUCUGGACCAUCUGGAUAACUCACCUCCAUAUGAAGUCCCGCCCCUCACAGUCUGGGGUGUGGCUAUGUGUGUUUCAGGGACUCUCAUCACUACUGAGAAUGCAAUUGUUGUCACCACCAUCUUGGCCACCCCAUCUCUACGUGCCCCUGUCUUCCUGCUAUUGAUUAGCCUCGGCCUGGCUGAUCUCCUGGCGGGUGUAGCUUUGAUCCUGCGCUUCCUCUUCUUGUUCUGCGUGGAGCCCAGUGAUUGGUCAGAAUUGCUGACCUCAGGAGUCCUUGUAACAUCACUGACUGCCUCACUCUGUAGCUUGAUGGGUGUUGCCCUGGACCGAUAUCUGUCUUUGAGCCAUGCCCUCACCUAUGGCUCAAGCCGAUCCCGUCGCAGAGCUGCUGUCCUGCUGCUGCUGGUCUGGUUGGGUGCAUGUGUCAUCGGGGCGGGACCUGCAAUGGGAUGGCACUGUCUUGGAGAGCCAAACUCUUGUUCUGUAGCACGACCUCUGACCCGGACAUACCUAUCGCUGCUAUGUGGUGGUUUCCUGCUGGUUGUCAUGGUAACCCUGCAAUUGUACGCUGGGAUCUGCCGUGUGGCAAGGCGGCAUGCCCACGCCAUCGCAACCCAAAGGCACUUCCUCCCUGCCAGCCAAUCAUAUGCAAGCAAACACAGCAGUGGAAGGGGCUUCUCUCGGUUGAUCCUGGUCCUUAGUGUGUUUGUGGCCUGCUGGAUGCCUUUCUCCCUCUGGGGACUGCUGGGAGAUGCAUCCAGCCCUCCUCUGUACACCUGGGCCACCUUGGUCCCAGCGGCGGGCAGCUCCCUCCUCAACCCCAUACUCUAUAGUCUGAGAAACAAAGACAUUCGCAAGGUGCUGGUCCAGGCCUGCUGCCCCAACAGAUACACACAUAGUACACACAUACACUACCCUGUGGAUGUGUAGUGCAGCCAAACCUCAACAGACCAACAAUCUAUGUCAGACAUAUCACUGUUUGUGUGCCAAGUUACACACAUAGCUGCAUUGACUGUCAUCCAGAUCCAGAAGACAAAGCCUAACACACACACACACACACACACAUACUCACACUGUCAGAAGUAACACUUUCACAAGAAUUCCUUCUGUGAGUCGAAAUGUACUGAAACGUCAAGGCUGGCAGCCCCACUAUUGCCACACAGACUAAACGUUCUGUCUUGUGUGUACUUUGUGCCUCAUCCUCAGUCAAUUGUAGCUCCACUGGAUCCCCAGAAUCAAACAAUCACAGGGACAUUAUAUA